Molecule: messenger RNA, 1154 nt
Organism: Pteropus alecto (black flying fox)
Lineage: Eukaryota; Metazoa; Chordata; Mammalia; Chiroptera; Pteropodidae
Gene: DDRGK1
Product: DDRGK domain containing 1
Exons: 9
Coding region: 73-1020 (315 amino acids)
Source: RefSeq, a predicted model, not a curated record
GGGCGUUGGGCGGGACUUGAGAGAUUACGGGCCUCCGCGUUGACGCGCAGGUCCCGCUUGGAAGCCGUCGUCAUGGUGGCCCCCGUGGUGUAUCUGGUGGCGGCGGCUCUGCUUAUCGGCCUUAUCUUCUUCCUGACUCUCAGACGAGGCCGGGCGGCAGCAGCUGGCCAAGAGCCACCGCACAAUGAAGAAGGGCCAGUAUUAGCAGGCCGAGUGGCCCAGCCUCGAUUCCUGGAGUCUGAGGACCCAAGAGUUGGGGGUAGGCCUCGGCGCCGCAGAGACCUGGGCAGCCGCCUGCAGGCCCAGCGUCGAGCCCAGCAAGUGGCCCGGUCGGAGACAGAUGGGAAUGAGGCAGAGGCAGUCAUCCAAGCCCAAGAGGAAGAAGACAUCGAGAAGCCAGUAGAAAGUCACCUAUCAGGGAAAAUUGGAGCCAAGAAACUACGGAAGCUGGAGGAGAAACAAGCACGAAAAGCCCAGCGUGAGGCAGAGGAAGCUGAGCGUGAGGAGCGGAAACGCCUUGAGUCUCAACGUGAGGCAGAAUGGAAAAAGGAGGAGGAGCGGCUUCGCCUAGAGGAAAAACAGAAGGAGGAAGAGGAGAGGAAGGCCCGGGAGGAGCAGGCCCAGCGGGAGCAUGAGGAGUACCUAAAACUGAAAGAGGCCUUUGUGGUGGAGGAGGAGGGUGUGGGCGAGAACAUGACCGAGGAACAGUCCCACAGCUUCCUGACAGAGUUUAUCAACUACAUUAAGCAGUCCAAGGUUGUGCUCUUGGAAGACCUGGCUUCCCAGGUGGGCCUACGGACUCAGGACACUAUAAACCGCAUCCAGGACCUGCUGGCUGAGGGGACUCUGACAGGUGUGAUUGACGACCGGGGCAAGUUCAUCUACAUAACCCCGGAGGAACUAGCUGCUGUGGCUAACUUCAUCCGACAGCGAGGCCGGGUGUCCAUUGCCGAGCUUGCCCAGGCCAGCAACUCCCUCAUCACCUGGGGCCAGGAGCCCCCUGCCCAGGCCCCAGCCUGACCUAGCCCUUCCCUCUUGGACUCAGAGGUGGCACAGCCUACCUGAUCAUACAUCUUUAUCCCUUCCCACCAUCCUGGGACAGUGAUGGAAUGUGGCCAGGCAGUUGUAGAUUAAAGGCCUGUGAGCACUGCUGA